AUGCCACUCUCCCGCUCCUCAUCCGGCCUGGACGCCAUCCUCAACCGCCCAGAAGACGACGGGAUAGCAACCCGUCUCCUCUCCAGCCCCCUCUCGACAGGUGCGAGAUACCUCUACGACUCUUUCCCCGUUUCGCACCCCGUGACGUACGGCAGCGGCAGCGGCAACGACAAAAACGACGACGCCGUGACCGUGGUCUGCGUCUCGGACACGCACAACACCAAACCGCGCCUGCCGCCGGGCGACAUCCUCGUGCACGCGGGCGACCUCACGGCCUCGGGCACGAGGAGGGAGCUGCGGGAGGCGCUGGGGUGGAUCCGGGCGCAGCCUCACCGGUUCAAGGUCGUCGUGGCGGGGAAUCACGAUCUGUGUUUGGAUAAGGGGUAUGGCAAGGGGAUCAAGCUUGGUGGACGGUCACGGGACGGCGAGGGCAGCUCGAUGUCACGCAGAGAUGGUGAAGACGACGACGACGACGACGGCUCACCUCUGGGCUGGGGCGACAUCAUCUACCUAAACCGCACAGCAACGACGCUCACGAUACCCCCGCGCCGUCUCGACGACGGGGACAGGACGUACGCUGGCCGCGAGAUUCGCGUCUACGGCAGUCCGUAUACGCCGCGGCACGGCAACUGGGCCUUUCAGUACCCGCGCUCCGGCGGCGCCGCCCCCUAUUGCUCCUCCUCCUCCUCUUCCUUGCGCACGACAGACGUCGACAACGCCACCUCCGACCCCUGGCGCGGCACGAUCCCUCCCGGGACAGACGUUCUCGUCACCCACGCGCCGCCAAAGGGCCACAUGGACGACCCGCGCGGCCACUGGGGGUGCGAAAUGCUCCUGGCCGAAGUCUGGCGGGCGCGGCCGCGUCUGCACGUCUUUGGGCACGUGCACUGCGGUCGCGGGCGGGAGGCGGUGGCGUUUGACGGGUUGCAGGCGGCGUAUGAGGCGGUUGUCUUGUUGGAGGCCGAGGCUUUUGCCGUGGUUGCUAGCGGUGGUGGUGGUGGUGUUGGAGUUAAUAUCGGUCGUCGUGUAGGCAAUGUGGUGAUGGCGUGGUUCAAGGCCUUGCUUGCUCUGGGUUGGUGUUUGCUGGUCUGGGGAUGGGUGCUGUGGUGGCAUGGGGGACGGAGGGGUACGGGGAGGACUGUGUUUGUGAAUGCUGCUGCUGUUGGGGGCGUUCGGGAUCGUUUGGUGCGGGAGGCUAUCGUUGUGAGGAUAUAG
This is a messenger RNA of Colletotrichum lupini, 1215 nucleotides long. Its product is annotated as metallophosphoesterase domain-containing protein. The record is from RefSeq and is a predicted model, not a curated record. Bases 1 to 1215 code for a protein of 404 amino acids. The transcript has a single exon. NCBI's taxonomy places the organism in Eukaryota, Fungi, Ascomycota, Sordariomycetes, Glomerellales, Glomerellaceae. Gene Ontology annotation, molecular function: hydrolase activity.